AUUAACCUGGGCAUUUAUUAUAACGGUCAUGUGAAUAUUAUUUUGUUCACGGGUGAAAAGAGUAUUGAUUUGUUUUCAGUUGUAGUCAAUACUUAACGAAAUUCAAAAUGUCGGGUUAUCCUCAACAGAACUAUGGAAAUGGAGGCUAUCCACAACAGCAAUACCCUCAACAACAGUAUAUCCAACAGCCUCCUGGAUAUUAUGUUCAGCCAACUCCACCAGCACCUAUGUCAUCACAGCCUUUGACUGCGCAGCCGUAUCAACCACCGCCGCCAUACGCCUAUGCACCCCCUCAACAGUAUGCACAGCAAAGUCCGACAAUGAUGGUUCAACACACCACAGCUAGCAAUAUACCGCCGCCUCCUCCUGGUUGUUCACCCAAUUUGGCUCAAAUGUCACAAGGAUAUUCGCAACAAGGAUAUUCGAAUGGACCACAAAGAAAUCCAAAUCUUUGGGAUAACGACGGUGGAGUAAAUUUCGGGCUUUAACUUUUGACAUAAUGCAUGUUUGCAUUCAAGCUCAUGUCAAAUCACAUUGACAGGAUUUUUUGAACGAUGGGUGAAGGUCUAGAUGGCCUCUCUUAAUUUCUGUACUCUUAAUUUUGAGGCAAUUCUUCUCUAAUAAAUAUUAUUUGGCUUAUUA
Mytilus californianus (California mussel) is the source of this 642-nucleotide messenger RNA. RefSeq names its product galectin-3-like. Bases 108 to 488 code for a protein of 126 amino acids. The transcript is spliced from 5 exons. NCBI's taxonomy places the organism in Eukaryota, Metazoa, Mollusca, Bivalvia, Mytilida, Mytilidae. The record is from RefSeq and is a predicted model, not a curated record.